AUGGAAGAUCGAGAAGCGAUUUCCAAGUACUUAGUGGCGAAAAGAGUUGUUCAGGCUCCACCUUCUCUUUAUUACAUUCCAAACUUUAUAACACCAGAAGAAGAAGAGGUCAUCACCUCAUGCAUCGUAAAUGCUCCACAACCAAAAUGGACCGUUCUCUUGAAUCGUCGGCUACAGAACUAUGGUGGCGUCGUGGGAAAGAAGGCACUAAUACCGGCGGAUGAUAUUCCUUUAGAGCUCAGCUAUCUCAUGAAGAAGAUAGACAGCUUGGGUGUUUUCCCGAAUCCAUCAAAUCAUGUUCUAGUCAAUGAGUAUAUCCCUGGGCAAGGAAUAAUGCCACACACAGAUGGGCCAGCCUUUUUCCGCCUUGUCUCAAACGUCACUAUGGGAUCACAUGCACUCCUAGAUUUGUAUAGACCAGUUAACCAAGAGGUUGGUGAGCUUCUUUUAUACGAGAGGUGUUGUGGAUGUUGUUUUUUAUGGCCUUCAGUGAAAAGUUGCUCUGGGCAGGGAGUUAAAAGGCUUCAAUCUUACAAUACCUUCAAGUCAGAAUUAGAAUAA
Messenger RNA from Haemonchus placei, 561 nucleotides. NCBI's taxonomy places the organism in Eukaryota, Metazoa, Nematoda, Chromadorea, Rhabditida, Trichostrongylidae. The record is from the annotation of a GenBank genome assembly.